Messenger RNA from Lagopus leucura (white-tailed ptarmigan), 890 nucleotides. RefSeq names its product exocyst complex component 1 like (gene EXOC1L). The record is from RefSeq and is a predicted model, not a curated record. The transcript is spliced from 4 exons. NCBI's taxonomy places the organism in Eukaryota, Metazoa, Chordata, Aves, Galliformes, Phasianidae. Bases 73 to 519 code for a protein of 148 amino acids.
GGCUCGGGCGCGGAGCGCUGCUACCUGUGCGCCGCAGUACCCCAAAGGAUUCACCAUCAAAGUAAUCAGGAUAUGUGGAUUAUCCUCACGGUUCCAGUGCUGGAGUUGGGCCUUCACUGCACUGUUGUGUCUAAAAGUGAAGAAGUAGAAAUAUGUAUGGUAAAACACUUUCGAGAUCAAGAAGAGAAAUAUGAAGUAGUUGAAAAGUGGUUUUUAAAAGAUCUGGAGAUGAUUGAUGGAAAAGAAGCAGAUACUGAUAAUCCAUAUUUUGAUAUGCACUUCCACAAAGUCUACAGUAUGGAGGCAUACAGUUGUGCAUCUAAAUACACCUUUGCUCGAACGCUAAGCAAUCUGAAUGAAACGUAUCUUAAAAAGGACUUGAAGAUUGUGAACUUUGAUAGCACCUACCUGAACGAUGAUUCGAUCUGGUCAUCCAACAAUAGGGAUUGUUUAGUACUUAUGAGAAUAUGCUUCUAUGCUUCCAACCUUUUAUGUCUCUCCUUGUGUCCUUUGUCCUGAAGAUGUAUUUUAUAACAUUAAGGGGACUGGUUGAUUUUGCUAACCAGCAUUUUAUAAAUUAUCUGAUGAAAAUAACAAUAAAUGAUACGUGAUAUCUGCUUUUUAAUUUUACCUAUAAGUCCACAGAGGAACCUCUUUUUUUUUUUUAAUAUCCAUCUGACCAUUAAUUUAUAUGUAUUAGAAGGGCCUUACUGGCAAAUAGAAAUACAUGAGGCUUUCAAAAAAAAAAAGGACAGUGAUUCCUAAGUUCAGUGGUGGUUGUUAAUGUAAGAUAAGUUUACCGUUUGCUAUAUGUUUAUAGAGGUAUAAAUCAUUUUUCAUGAAUAGCUAGAAAUAUUGGUAAAUAUUUUAAGAGCAUUUGCAGUUCAUUU